This is a messenger RNA of Colletotrichum scovillei, 3967 nucleotides long. RefSeq names its product OPT family small oligopeptide transporter. The transcript has 6 exons. Gene Ontology annotation, biological process: transmembrane transport. Gene Ontology annotation, molecular function: oligopeptide transmembrane transporter activity. The coding region runs from base 1287 to 3812 and encodes 841 amino acids. NCBI's taxonomy places the organism in Eukaryota, Fungi, Ascomycota, Sordariomycetes, Glomerellales, Glomerellaceae. The record is from RefSeq and is a predicted model, not a curated record.
CGCAUGCGCUCUCACUCACUCUCACUCACUCUUUCUUUCACUCACUUCCCGUCUUUCCUAGGUAUCUUUCUCUGAGGUACAGUAGUCUCCCACAAGCCGACGCUUCUUCCAUGUAAAAGAAGCUUUUCUUAACCUGCUUCUCUAUUGCAGCCUCAUGAGACUAGGAGGUGACAUCCUCUACCGCACCAUCGGAUCAUCCUGCUCAACCUCACUCCAGGAGGUGAACUAGUCCAGCCAUUCAAAGAUCGCCAAUCCCUGGAGGGCGACAUCUCAUCUCACCAACCGUUCCAUUGAGCCACGUUUCAGACACCGACGUCUUCCCGGCAUUCCAAAUCGUUAUCAUCGCCAGGUUGAGCAGCCAAGAGAAACAAACGAGCCCGCCAGGAACACAGGAACACACACCAACAGAGGGCACACUCGGAAGCUUAGCCAUACCACCUUGCAGGGUCUCCCAUCGCAUCUCGGCAACUGCAAAACUCAACGUCCGCCUUCAUCAAGUCCAUCCCCGCAAACUUGCGGCUCUGUAUCCGGGCCUCGAGUCGCCACACCACACUGCAUCUGUGCUGAGUUGUGCCGCAGCUUGGUUUCAGCGUCGCAUUUGUUUCCCUUCUUAUCAUCAAUGACCACUCGUCCUAUGAGAACUCUGCAACCACUUCGAUCCCAAUCUUCUUGUCCGAGCAGUGUCACCAGUCGGGAAACUCGCCUUCCUUGAGACUAGCCCCCAUUCAUGCCUUUGCCCUCGUCUUUCCCUCGACUUCUCUGGCCGUCCGAUCAUCCCACAGCAUCACACCCCUCCACCAUCAUUCGCUCCAGUCAUCGCCCUCACUCACCCUCGCCAUCCUUUAGUCUGAUCCCAGUCUGCGGAUCGCCCGUUCUUUCCUACCGAGCAUCACCCUGUUUCUGAGAGCACGGGGUCGGCCCUCCUGCGUACCACGCACUACUAAGCACCUGCGAGGUUGAUUCAUUCGAGUCCCAGGUCCAAUCACGCCACACUCACUGUAGGCCUCGAAAGAGACUCUGUACAUACCAGAGGCUUAUCGAGUACAACCAGAGGCUCAAUUUUAGCCUUUGCUUCAUGUUGGUCUGGGAUCGACGCUCGUAGCUCGUACCUCUGCGGGUUCCCGUCUCCCGCCUCUCACUCUCUCUAUCUCUCCCAACGCCAUCCGCCUAGACACUUUAGACUCUCCCCCCCCCCUAUAUAGAAACCCACUGCCUCCUCCUGCUUUUGGACGUUUUGACCCUGUCGUCGAUGAUUGUGCUCCCACACUCCUGGGAAUACUUUCAACAUGCCCCAACCAUCUAAUGGCAAGUCGUCUGGUACGGCUUCAGGACCCAUGAUGGCGGACAACGAUCGCGGGCUCGAUACCAAAGCGGAGGUGGAGGUCAGUGGGCGCGAGAUCAAUCCCGCCGACUCUACCACCUCAAGAUUCUCAGACCGUGACCCGGUCGAGGACUUGAAAGAGAGGCUCUCGCAAUGGGGUGAGUCAAGUGUCUAUCACGGCUAUGAUGAUGAAGAUGAGCAAGGGUCCGAACAUGAACUUCUCUUAGAUCCGAAUCUGCCCGAAGAGUACGAGACGAGAAUUCGUAACGCGGCAUCGACGCCAAUCGAAGAGGUCGACGAUGAGCUGGCUAUGAAGAGGGAGGAGGAGGAGGACUCACCGUAUCCCGAAGUACGCGCAGCCGUUCGCAACUACGACGAAGAUAUGCCUUGCAACACCAUCCGGGCCUGGACUAUCGGUCUCAUGUUGGUCACUGUUGGUGCCUCAAUGAACACUUUGUUCUCACUACGACAGCCUUCAAUCGGUCUUGGUCCUCUAAUUGCGCAGAUUAUUGCAUGGCCUAUUGGUCAGGGUUGGGCCAAGGUGAUGCCUACGAAGCAGUUCAAGACCUUUGGCAUCAAGUGGAGCUUGAACCCGGGGCCGUUCAACAUCAAGGAGCACUCCAUCAUUGUCGUGAUGGCCGGUGUCUCCUUUUCGGUUGCAUACGCUACCGACAUUAUCCUGGCCCAGCUGGUGUUUUACAAGCAAGACUUUGGCAUCGUCUUUCAACUGCUUCUCACAAUUUCCACUCAGUCCUUGGGUUACGGAAUUGCCGGCAUCAUGCGAAAGUUCCUCGUCUAUCCGGCUGCUAUGAUCUGGCCCGGAAACUUGGUCUCUGUCACUUUGAUGAAUGCCAUGUAUGAGACGAAUGACCGGCCUGAUCCCACUUUCAUUGGUGGCAGCAUGCCCCGAUACAAGUGGUUCGGUAUCAUUGUUCUUGGCUCAUUCUGCUACUACUGGAUCCCCGGCUUCCUCGCGCAAUUCCUCAGCAUCAUGGCAUUCGCCACCUGGAUUGCCCCGAAUAACGUUAUCAUCAACCAGUUGUUUGGUGGAACGAGUGGUCUGUCGCUUCUGCCGUUGACUCUCGACUGGACUCAGAUUUCAGGAUUCGUCGGCUCCCCGCUCAUUCCCCCAUGGCACGCCAUUGCCAACACCCUCAUCGGUGUUGUCACCUUCUUCAUCAUCGGCUGCUCCGUCUUCCACUACAGCGGUGUGUGGUACGCUCAGUUCCUGCCCAUGAGCGACUCGGGCACGUACGACAACACGGGUAACCCGUACAACACGUCUCGCAUCCUUACCCCUCAGCUUACGCUGAACGAGGAGGCGUACAAGAACUACUCGCCGCUGUUCAUCAGCACCACGUUUGCCAUGUCCUACGGUCUGUCAUUCGCUGCCAUCGCUUCUUUGAUCGUCUACACCUAUCUGCACAACGGAAAGCAGAUUUGGGCCCAGUACAGGAAUAGCAACAAGGAGCAGCCCGAUAUCCACAUGAAGCUCAUGAGGAAGUACAAAGAGGCGCCGACUUGGUGGUACAUGGGCCUCUUCGUGAUUAUGCUUGGUCUAGGUUUCGUAACUGUUCUGUACUACCCGACCAACUUGACCUGGUGGGCCUUCCUUUUGGCCGUGGCCAUCUCCUUCGGCUUUUCGCUGCCCAUCGGAAUCAUUCAGGCCGUCACGAAUAACCAGAUCGGUCUGAACGUGUUGACGGAGUUCAUCUACGGUUACAUUCAGCCCGGGCGACCUCUCGCACUCAUGAUCUUCAAGACCUUUGGCUACAUUACCAUGUCCCAGUCCCUCAGUUUUGUCUCUGACUUGAAGUUUGGCCACUACAUGAAGAUCCCGCCAAGAACCAUGUUCAUGUGCCAGGUCGUCGCAACGACCUUCUCCUGCUUCAUCCAGAUCGCCGUGCUCAACGCCGCGUUGAAGAACAUUCCCGACGUCUGCACGCCGCACCAGGAAAACAAGUUCUCCUGCCCGGGUGGCCGCGUCUUCUUUGCCGCUUCCGUCAUCUGGGGUCUCAUCGGUCCCGCCCGCAUGUUCUCCCCGGGCCAGGUCUACUCCGGCCUCUUCAUCUUCUUCGGCCUCGGCGCCAUCCUCCCCGUAAUCUUCUACUUCGCCGCCCUCAAGUGGCCCAAGUCCCCGGUCAAGUACCUCAUGGCGCCCCUCAUCUUUGGCGGUGCCGGCGCCAUCCCUCCCGCGACGCCCCUCAACUACCUCUCCUGGGGCAUCGUCGGCUACGUCUUCCAGCACCACAUCCGCAAGAAGCACUUUGGCUGGUGGUCGCGCCUCAACUACCUCACCUCGUCGGGUCUCGACCUCGGCCUGGCGCUCGCCACGCUCGUCAUCUUCUUGGCUUUCACGCUUAAUAAGAUUGAGCCGCCUAAAUGGUGGGGUAACGAUAUCGUGACUGCAACGAUGGAUGCGCAGGGCACGGCUAUCCAGGCCACGCCGGCGCCUGGAACAAAGUUUGGUCCGACAAGCUGGGAACACUAGGAGAGAGACAUGGAGAUAUGUCCCAUGUCCCAUGUUGCUCCUGCUACUUUCCCCCAUUUUGUAAAGGGGAUCACUAUUCGAAAAGACCCGGCGGACAUUGGAUACAGAUGAUUGAAUGGGUAGAAGGGCUGGUUACCACGAAUAUUAUAAGGAUG